AUGACGCGUUGGCCCUUUAAUCUAUUACUAUUGCUGUCGGUGGCAGUACGCGACUGUAGCAAUCGUACGAUACUCACUGUUGGCUAUCUGACGGCGCUAACUGGCGACCUUAAGGAUCGCCAGGGUCUGGCCAUAUCCGGUGCACUGACUAUGGCACUGGAGGAGAUCAACAAUGAUACGAAUCUGCUGCCAAAUGUUGAGCUGCAAUUGCGCUGGAAUGACACCAAGGGGGAUACGGUGGUGGCCACCAAAGCCAUCACCGAAAUGAUUUGCAACGGCAUUGCGACCAUAUUCGGACCCGAAGGACCCUGCUAUGUGGAAGCCAUAGUCGCCCAAAGCCGCAACAUUCCAAUGAUAUCCUAUAAAUGCGCAGAGAAUCGAGCCUCGGCAAUUCCAACAUUUGCACGCACUGAGCCGCCGGAUACGCAGGUCGUCAAGUCGGUGAUUGCAUUGCUGCGCUACUAUGCCUGGAAUAAGUUCUCCAUUGUCUACGAGGAAGUCUGGGGCACGGUGGCCGAGCUGCUGAAGGAUCAGGCGACCAAGCGCAACAUGUCCGUCAAUCACAUGCACUCCUUCAUAGACGAUCGCGCCAAGUGCUGCACCCUCAAGAUGCCCUGUUGCUAUAAUGGCUAUUGGUAUCAGAUUGUGCAAAAUACAAUGAAUCGGACGCGUAUUUAUGUCUUCCUGGGCACUUCGAAUGCUUUGAUUGAUUUCAUGAGCUCCAUGGAUACGGCUGGACUCUUUGCUCGUGGCGAAUACAUGGUUAUCUUUGUCGACAUGAUGGUCUAUGUGGAACGUGAGGCCCACAAGUAUUUGCGCAAAGUGGAUCAGAUAAAUCGCAUGACGAAUUGCAAGAGUACGGAGAGUUUUAAUCAAUUGGCGCGCAGUCUUUUGGUGGUGGUAUCCACACCACCCACCAAGGGCUAUGAUGAGUUUACGGAAAAGGUGCGAAAUUAUACUGUUAAGCCGCCAUUUAAUUGGGAAAUACCGCGACUCUUUUCGGAAAAUCAAUUCACCAAGUUCAUAUCGAUCUAUGCAGCCUAUUUAUACGAUUCGGUAAAGCUUUAUGCCUGGGCAUUGGAUAAAAUGCUGCGCAUGGAGCAGCGUCCGCUCACGGAUGAGGUCAUCUAUGAGGUGGCCAGCAAUGGAACGCGUGUAAUAGAUACCAUCAUUAAAAAUCGUACUUAUAUGAGCGUGACGGGAUCGACAAUUAAAAUCGAUGAAUACGGCGAUUCGGAGGGCAACUUUUCUGUGUUGGCCUACAAGCCGCAUAAGUGGCAUAUGGAUAAUCAGUACAACAUACGCUGCAAUUAUCACAUGGUCCCCGUGGCGUACUUCAUUCAAGCCGAUGAACUUCCAGAAUAUAAGCUCAUCAAUGGCUCCAUCGAUUGGCCCUCGGGCAGUGAGAAGCCCAUGGAUGAGCCCAUGUGCGGCUUUGCCAAUGAGCUGUGCAAAAAGGACGACACACAUUAUACGUCGACAGUGGCGGCCGUGGUGCUGGGCGUGCUGCUCUUCUGCUCCGGCGUCGUCACCAUGAGCAUCUAUCGCAAGUGGAAGAUUGAGCUGGAGAUUGAGGGUCUGCUGUGGAAAAUUGAUAUAUGCGAAAUCAAAGGCUAUUCGGGCAAUGAGAUUGUCGCCUCGCCCAGCAAGGUCAGCCUGAUGAGCGCUCAGAGCUAUGGCUCGCGUUGGUCGCAUCAGUUUGUUACCUCGACUGCUCGUCUGCGUGGCGCUGUGGUGCGCAUUAAGGAGCUGAAAUUUCCACGCAAACGCGACAUUUCGCGCGAGAUCAUGAAGGAGAUGCGUCUGUUGCGCGAGCUGCGUCAUGAUAACAUCAAUAGCUUCAUUGGCGCCUGUGUGGAGCCCACACGCAUACUUAUCAUAACGGACUACUGCGCCAAGGGCAGUCUCUAUGACAUUAUAGAGAAUGAGGAUAUCAAACUGGAUGAUCUGUUUAUAGCUUCGCUUAUACACGACCUGAUCAAGGGCAUGAUGUAUAUACAUAGCUCGCAGCUGAUCUAUCAUGGAAAUCUCAAAUCCUCGAAUUGUGUAGUCACCUCGCGCUGGAUGCUCCAAGUGAGCGACUUUGGUCUGCACGAGCUGCGACAAUGCGCCGAAAGCGAAUCCAUUGGCGAGCAUCAGCAUUACAGAAAUCAAUUCUGGCGUGCACCGGAGCUGCUGCGCAAUCAUCAUCUGCAUGGCACUCAGAAGGGCGAUGUCUAUGCGUUCGCCAUCAUUUUGUAUGAGAUAUUUAGUCGUAAGGGUCCGUUCGGACAAACCAACUUUGAACCAAAGCAAAUUGUGGACUUAGUUAAGCAGCUGCCCAUGAAGGGCACCGAGCCAUUUCGACCUGAGGUCGAGUCUAUAGUAGAAGCCGAAUCCUGCCCGGAUUAUGUGCUUGCCUGCAUCAAGGACUGCUGGGCGGAGAAUCCCGAGGAGCGGCCCGAGUUCAGUGCCAUACGCAAUCGCCUGAAGAAGAUGCGAGGCGGCAAAACCAAAAAUAUCAUGGACCAAAUGAUGGAAAUGAUGGAGAAAUAUGCCAAUAAUUUGGAGGAUAUUGUUACCGAGCGUACGCGUCUGUUGUGCGAGGAGAAAAUGAAAACUGAAGAUUUGUUGCAUCGCAUGCUGCCACAAUCGGUGGCAGAGAAACUCACAAUGGGUCAGGGCGUCGAGCCAGUCUCCUACGAUUUGGUUACCAUCUACUUCAGCGACAUUGUGGGCUUUACGGCCAUGUCGGCGGAGAGCACGCCACUCCAGGUGGUUAACUUUUUGAAUGAUCUCUACACAGUGUUUGAUCGCAUCAUACGCGGCUACGAUGUCUACAAAGUGGAGACCAUUGGUGAUGCCUAUAUGGUGGUCUCUGGCUUGCCGAUUAAGAACGGCGAUCGUCAUGCGGGCGAGAUUGCAUCCAUGGCGCUGGAUUUGCUGCAUGCGGUGAAGCAGCAUCGCAUAGCCCAUCGUCCGAAUGAGACGUUGAAGCUGCGCAUUGGCAUGCACACGGGUCCGGUGGUGGCCGGCGUGGUGGGUCUCACCAUGCCCAGAUACUGUCUCUUUGGCGAUACAGUGAACACGGCGUCGCGCAUGGAGAGCAACGGCGAGGCUUUGAAGAUACACAUAUCGAACAUGUGCAAGCUGGCGCUGGACAAGCUGGGCGGCGGCUAUAUAACGGAGAAGCGUGGUCUGGUCAGCAUGAAGGGCAAGGGCGAGGUCGUGACCUGGUGGCUGGUGGGCGCCAAUGAGAAGGCCAUACAGAAGAAGCUGGUGGAUAUGACGGAUAUGCCGCCGCCGCUGUUUAGUCGACCACGCAAGAGUCCCAAACUAAAUCCGGACUCCAGGCAGCCCAGUCUGCUGGCCAUGCAUCACUAUGGCACUGGCUCGAGGCGACAGAGCAGCGUGCCGCGUGGCGCGGAUGUGGAGUCCACAUAUAGUCUGCAGGGCUCGGUGUAUCAGGUGGCGCGCGAGUCGCCGCGCAUGUCGAUCAAGCGGGAUAGGGAGCGGGAGCGACCAUCGGUGAAUGGUGAUCGUCUGAACUUUGUGGGCGGCGCUUUGCUGGAGUCCUUGCAGGCCUCACUGAGCACGCUGAAUCAUUCCGAAACAAAUGAAACGAACUGUGAUACUAACGAUGCCGCCAUACUCGAUGGCGAGCUGGAGCUUAACGGCGGCAUUGCUGGCCAGCAGCAGCAGCAGCAGCAGCUGGUGCGCCAGCCGAAUGCGCUGCACAAGCCGCUGGCCAUGGUGCGGCCGCAUCGCAUCAUUAGCGCCGCCCAACUGCUGCCCGCUCUUCAGCAGCAUCAGCAGCAGUCCAGCUCGGCGGCUCAUCAGGUGGCCGAGCUGCUGUUGCGCGAAUCCCGCUCGUUGGAUCCCAUGCCGCUGCAGCAGCUGCGCAAGCGUCAUGAGCGCAGCAAGCUGCCGCCCUCGAAGCUAUCGAAGAACAACUCGCGUUCGUUGGAUACGGGCGUCUCGCUCAUCAGCGGCAAUCCCAAUGGCGAAGCCAGCGUGGAGGCUGAAUCAUCGCAGGACCUGACAGGCAAUCCAGUGGAUGACGAUGAGCUAGGUCUGCUGAUGCGCCAUGACAAUGGCCAGCUGCCCACGCUGCGCUACUCCAAUAGCUUUGCCAAUGCUCAGCCGAGCAUUGUGCCCGCCGGCGCGAGCAGCGGCCGUCGCACCAGCAAUGUAUCCACCGGCAGCUGCACCAAGCAUUUGAACAACAAUUGCAACGGCGGCAUGAGCAUUGAGGAUGACAUGCAUUCGCCGCUGCUGCAGCGUCAAGCAUCGCUCACCACACCGCCCGAGGAGCUGCUGUCGCACACCAAGCGCUGGCACUCGCUGGAGCACAUGGAUCCCGGCGUUGGACCGCACGGCAAUAGCGUAAGCUAUGCCGCCGACAUUGGCGCUCCGGAUAUGCAAGGCGAUGGCCGUACGGCUGCCACACGUAGCGGCAGCAGCAAGCUGGGCAACUGGGUGGCCAGCUUCUUCAAGGGCAACGGUCUGCUUGGCAGCAGCAGCAAUGGGGAGCCCGCACUACGACGCGUGGGCAUCUUGCCCGGCAGUGGGCAGGGCGUGCGCAGUGGCUUCAGCGAUAUGACGGCGGCCGCUACGGCGCGGGAUCGGGAGAGUAUUGUGUAGUUUGUGUAGCAGGAGCAGCGCUAACCAUUUUUUGUUUAAUUGUGGGAGGGGGAAAGUUACUCAGGAACUGUGCGAGAAGUAAAACGAACGUCUAAGGUUUAAAUGCACACAUGCAAACAUAUUAAAAGUAUAUAAACUAUAUAUACAUAUAUUAUAUACUAACAUAUAUAG
Messenger RNA from Drosophila busckii, 4794 nucleotides. RefSeq names its product receptor-type guanylate cyclase Gyc76C. Gene Ontology annotation, biological process: intracellular signal transduction; protein phosphorylation; receptor guanylyl cyclase signaling pathway. Gene Ontology annotation, molecular function: protein kinase activity; ATP binding; guanylate cyclase activity. The record is from RefSeq and is a predicted model, not a curated record. The transcript has 14 exons. Bases 1 to 4623 code for a protein of 1540 amino acids. Lineage: Eukaryota; Metazoa; Arthropoda; Insecta; Diptera; Drosophilidae.